GCGGACUGUUGGAGGAUUUGUCAGGUUUGUGUGAAGUUGAGAGUAGUUGAAGUACGAAGAACUAAAACACUCAGAAAGUGGGGUGGGUUUGCGCCGGCCCGAGACUUGCGUAUUAAUCAGCUCUGCUUCUAUAUAUUCACCCCACAUCCACUCUUCCUCACCACCCUUCUCUCUUCUCUACUCCCUCCUCUCUUUCAUCCUCAUCACAAUGUCCGCCGCCGUAUUCGAUAAGAUCAAAAUCCCCAACGGCAUCGUCUACGAUCAGCCCACCGGCCUCUUCAUCGACAACCAGUUCGUCCCCUCCAUCGACGGCUCCAAGUUCGAUGUCUUCAGUCCUUCCGACGAAGAAAAAAUCACAGCCGUCUACGAAGCCAAAGAGGCCGACAUCGACGUCGCCGUCGCCGCCGCCAAGCGCGCCUUCUACAAAGGUCCCUGGGCCCGGACAACCCCCGCCGAGCGCGCCCGUCUGCUCCACAAACUCGCGGACCUGAUCGAAAAGCACGCCGAGGUGAUGGCCGCCAUCGAGACCUACGACUGCGGCAAGGCCCUCUCGCUCGCGCGCGGCGACAUCUUCGCCGUCGUCGGCGCCUUCCGCUACUACGCCGGCUGGGCUGACAAGAUCCACGGCAAGGUCGUCGACGUCGACUCCACCUCGUUCAACUACACAAAGAUGGAGCCCAUCGGCGUCGUCGGCCAGAUCGUGCCCUGGAACUUCCCCAGCGUCAUGCUCGCAAACAAGAUCGCGCCCGCCAUCGCGGCCGGCAACACCGUCCUGCUCAAGUCCGCCGAGCAGACCCCUCUCAACGCGCUCUACAUCGGCACGCUCGUCAAGGAAGCUGGCUUCCCGCCCGGCGUCAUCAACAUCGUCUCUGGCAUCGGCAAGAUCGCCGGCGCCGCCAUCGCAAGCCACAACGACAUCAUGAAGGUCGCCUUCACCGGCUCCACCCUCGUCGGCCGCGCAAUCAUGCACGCCGCCGCCGACAGCAACAUCAAGGCCGUCACCCUCGAGCUCGGCGGAAAGUCUCCCAACAUCAUCUUUGACGACGCAAACAUCGACAAGGCCGUCGAGUGGAUCAACUUUGGCAUCUUCUUCAACUGCGGCCAGGUCUGCGCCGCGGGCUCGCGCGUGUACGUGCAGGAAGGUGUCUACGACAAGGUCGUCGCCGCAUUCAAGAAGCGCGCCGAGCAAAACAUCAUCGGAAACCCGUUUGACGAGCAGACCUUCCAGGGCGCGCAGGUCUCGGAGGCGCAGUUCCACCGCGUGAUGUCGUACGUCGAGAGCGGCAAGGAGGAAGGCGCCACCGUCGUCACCGGCGGCGAGCGACACGGCUCGAAGGGCUACUUCAUCAAGCCGACCAUCUUCUCCGACGUCUCGACCGACAUGAAGAUCAUGCGCGAGGAGAUCUUUGGACCCGUGUGCGCAAUUUCGAAAUUCACAGACAUGGAGGACAUCAUCGAGAAAGCAAACGACACGGUGUACGGUCUCGCAGCGGCGGUGCACACGACAAAUCUAAACACAGCGAUCGAGGCCGCGAACCGCAUCCGCGCGGGCUCGGUCUGGGUCAACACCUACCACGGCAUGCACUGGGCGCUGCCGUUCGGCGGAUUCGGACAGUCUGGAAUCGGACGGGAGAACGGCAAGGAGGCGAUGAAGGCGUACACGGAGGUUAAAACAGUGCGAAUCAGUCUGGAGAAUUGAGUUAUUGAGUUUUUGAUUAGUUAGGGAUGAAUAGUAACGACUUUAUUUCAUGUAACAAUACAGUAUAAGACAGUAGCUACAGACGAGCGCGAGCAGUCGCGUUGGGAGUGGAGACGAUUAGGUUAGUGGUAUCUGCAAACAGGUCGUUAUCGCUGGCGAGUUCAUCAACUGCGUUUUGGAAA
Messenger RNA from Myxozyma melibiosi, 1881 nucleotides. RefSeq names its product putative aldehyde dehydrogenase. The transcript is spliced from 2 exons. Gene Ontology annotation, molecular function: aldehyde dehydrogenase (NAD+) activity. Bases 209 to 1699 code for a protein of 496 amino acids. The record is from RefSeq and is a predicted model, not a curated record. NCBI's taxonomy places the organism in Eukaryota, Fungi, Ascomycota, Lipomycetes, Lipomycetales, Lipomycetaceae.